Molecule: messenger RNA, 771 nt
Organism: Macroventuria anomochaeta
Lineage: Eukaryota; Fungi; Ascomycota; Dothideomycetes; Pleosporales; Didymellaceae
Product: polysaccharide lyase family 3 protein
Exons: 3
Coding region: 1-771 (256 amino acids)
Biological process (GO): pectin catabolic process
Cellular component (GO): extracellular region
Molecular function (GO): pectate lyase activity
Source: RefSeq, a predicted model, not a curated record
AUGAAGUUCACUCUCAUCGCCGCUGUUGCCGCAUUCGUGGCCCCCAUUGCCGCCGGCCCUGCCGCUUCCGCCCCUGCUGAGGCCUUCGCCAUGCAGAAGCGUGCUACCAUCUCCAUCCCCACGUCCAAGGGCUCUGUUACCUACAAGAAGGCCCAGACUGUCUCCGGCACCUUCGACGGUGGUCUUAAGACCUACGGCCGUGGUGUUUCCUGCACUGGUCAGGCUGAGGGUGGCGACGCUGACGCCGUCUUCAUCAUCAAGAACGGCGGUACCCUCAAGAACGCCAUCAUUGGCAAGGACCAGAUCGAGGGUGUCCACUGCGAGGGCUCCUGCACCAUCGAGAACGUCUGGUGGGUCGACGUUUGCGAGGACGCUCUUUCCCUGAAGGGUGACGGUAACGCCCUCGUUAAGGGUGGCGGUGCUCAGUCUGCCUCCGACAAGGUUGUCCAGCACAACGGUAAGGGAACCGUCACCAUCGACGGCUUCCAGGUCUCCGACUUCGGCAAGCUCUACCGUGCUUGCGGUAACUGCAAGAACUCUGUCUCUCGCAGCGUCGUCAUCAAGAACGUCAAGGCCUACUCUGGCAAGCUCCUCGCCGGUAUCAACCCCAACUUCGGCGGCACUGCCACUAUCUCCUCCACCUGCGCUUCUUCUGUCAAGGCCAUCUGCGAGGAGUUCAAGGGCACCACCCCCGGCAACGAGCCCAAGUCCGUCUCCAAGGGCCCCUCCAGCUACUGCAAGUACACCGCCUCGGCCAUCAAGUCUUGCUAG